Messenger RNA from Sander lucioperca (pikeperch), 1563 nucleotides. RefSeq names its product CMP-N-acetylneuraminate-beta-galactosamide-alpha-2,3-sialyltransferase 1-like. The record is from RefSeq and is a predicted model, not a curated record. The coding region runs from base 66 to 1004 and encodes 312 amino acids. NCBI's taxonomy places the organism in Eukaryota, Metazoa, Chordata, Actinopteri, Perciformes, Percidae. The transcript has 7 exons. Gene Ontology annotation, molecular function: beta-galactoside (CMP) alpha-2,3-sialyltransferase activity.
UAAGACGUGGACUGACUCUCAUCAGAUUGGAACUGUUUCCCAAUCAGAAGCGUCACACGGCCGAGAUGAAUUCAAAAGGGAAGGCGCUCAUUUUCCUGCUGUGUGUGACUACUAUCUGUGUGUCAUGGAGAGGAUAUACAUCAUGCUCCCUGCCUCAGGACAAAAGCCCCUGUGCUUGUGAGCGAUGUUUAUCUGAAGAUGAUCCGUGGUUUAUGAAGCGUUUCAACAAAUCUGUUGAACCAUUUUUGUCAGCAAACUACAAUCUCUCAGAGGACGCUUUCAACUGGUGGAAGCGCUUACAGGGUGAAAAGGGCAACUUCAGUACCUUCAGACAAACAGUGGACAGGCUGUUUCUGACGGUCCCACCCAGUCCAGAUGUUCUAGAAUCCAGCCCUGACCGCUGCAGGACUUGUGCUGUGGUGGGGAAUUCUGGUAAUUUGAGGAGAUCACAUUAUGGACCGCUCAUAGAUUUCCAAGAUGUCAUCAUAAGAAUGAACGCUGGUCAUACCGAAGGCUAUGAAGCAGAUGUUGGGACCAGAACAACUCAUCGUGUCAUGUAUCCAGAGAGUUCUGUAGAUUUAGAUAACACCACUCAUCUUGUGCUGGCUCCAUUUAAGAUACUGGAUUUUGAGUGGCUCACAAAGGCCCUCACCACAGGAUUUCACGGACGAUCAUAUGCACCAGUAAAAUCAAAAAUCAAAUCUAAUAUGGAUUUGGUGAUGGUCCUAAAUCCAGCUUUUAUGAGGUAUGUUCAUGUCAUGUGGCUGGAAAAGAAGGGCAAGUACCCCUCCACUGGCUUUCUGGCUUUGAUUCUUGCCCUUCAUAUGUGUGACGAGGUCAGUGUGUUUGGUUAUGGAGCAGACAGUGAUGGAAACUGGAGUCAUUACUGGGAAGAACUCAUGGACAAAAAGCUAAAAACUGGAGCACAUCCUGGAGAUACAGAGUAUAGAAUGAUCCAGGAGCUAGAUGAGCAACAGAAACUCAGGUUUUAUACAGGGUUUUGAUGUUUCUCUCAGCAUUUAAAGGAAGGUUAGUAGUAGGUAACAGUAGAAGAACCUGAAGGGCUUCCUGAGCUGCAGUUUGUCCACUGUUCAGACAGAUACCAAUCUUUGUGUUUUUGCAUGUGUAUGUAAAUCUCCUGGGCUUAAAAGGCAGAUGCCACUUCUGAAGGUAUUAUUUGCAUGUGUUACUGACUGAUAGAAAACACUGUUUAUAUUUACUCUAUAAAGCCAACAUCCCAUUAAUUCAGGCAUUGCAUUAUUGUCACUUCAUAAUCCACCUGUUGGUUUCUAUUGGCAACAAGUGAAGCAGACUCGAGGGACACGUUACGGUGGAAGAGCUCAGUGAGAGACUGCUGGAGAGGAUUGUGUUUUCUGACUUGUCGUGACGUUUCCCCCAUCGAGUUUGUGUUAAUGUUAUGUCUGCGUUUUAAGUCUCAAACAAAUGAACUGUCAACUGAGCAGACUAAUCUCAAGAAAUGACGUGUGUAUGACACACAAAUUCGUAUACUGUUUUGGCAUGUUAUCAAGACGCAUAAUCGUUUAACGUGUUUAUCAAUGCCGU